Molecule: messenger RNA, 1548 nt
Organism: Cloeon dipterum
Lineage: Eukaryota; Metazoa; Arthropoda; Insecta; Ephemeroptera; Baetidae
Product: charged multivesicular body protein 7
Exons: 9
Coding region: 146-1438 (430 amino acids)
Biological process (GO): late endosome to vacuole transport via multivesicular body sorting pathway; vesicle budding from membrane
Cellular component (GO): multivesicular body
Source: RefSeq, a predicted model, not a curated record
GCAGAUGAUUGUUGUUUUGGUCUUUGGUCGUGUGUGUGCCGUAGAAAACACGGAUCUGGAAGUUCAGUUAUUGACUUCAAAUUUACAGGCCGGUGCCUAAAUACCGAAGAACUAGGAAUUGAAAAGGAAGCGCUGAAACGGAAUCAUGGCCAGCAACAAAAACACCUUGGCUCCUCUAGUGCCAAAGGAGAUUUUGCCCAUGGAUUGGCAGGAUGACGAAAGGAUGAGCUUUCUACUUUCAGCAUUUAAAGCCAGGAGUUUAAAUCCAGUUAGCUACGAUGCCAAAUUAAAGUUCUGGCGAGCUAUCAUUGAGGACUACUGCUCCCAUUGCAAUCAGAUUGUGAUCGAUGAAGCUCUGCUGAAAAGAGCGUUUGAGAGGAAUGGCACUCUGCCAGCCUGUUUGUCUACUGUGAUCGAAUCCCUCAAAAAUGAUGGUAAACUCAUUCCACUGGAGGAGAUGCAAAAAAUGGGAUAUCAUGGUCAAUCGUGGGCAGCGUGGACAACUGACAAACUUCUCAAGAACCCUGCGUCAUUUGCAGCUAACAAACUUUGGAGUGCUUUAGGUUAUGACAGCAGCUCUUCAGCGCAGCUAACUAGCCAGAAGCUGAUUUGUAUUCCAGCAUUAAAGGCGCAUGCUGAAGAAUUAUUGAGCAAGAUGUGCCCUGACCACAGCAUUCUCCAUGCCUCUUCAGAAGUGAUGCUUCUCGCAGAUGUACUCAAAGACAAACCCAACAAGCUUUUUGCGGAACUUGCAAUCAUGUGGCUUUGCAGAAACAAUCAGGCGAGUGUCGAGGACAACGUAAGCCCAGCUCUGGUCAAAUUCGGUCCCAAUGCCAAGAUCAGCGACUUGGACAGGCAGACGAUCUCCCUGCAGAGGCAAGAGACUCUUCUCACGCGCAAACUGCAUGAGCUGGAGGCGGAGAAGGAGAAAUGUGUCGUUGAGGCCUCAAAUUAUCUCGCUAAGGGCAUGCGACCCGCGGCGAAGAAUUCUCUGCGGAAGAAGCGAGAGCUGGAGCGUCGGGUGACCCAGCUGUCCGACUCGUUGACCAACCUGCACCUGAUGAUUUCGCAGUUGAGCGAGUCCGAGUCGCAAGCGCAGGUGAUCGGCGCGUACAAGCAUGCGUCUGCUUCGCUUAAGGCUGUCUACAAAGAGACCGGACUCAGCGAGGACAACGUGGCCAAUGCGAUGGACGAUGUUGAGGAGGCCUUGGAGCUGCAUGAUGAAGUGAAAACCAUGAUUUCUAAGCCUGUUGGCCCAGCUGUCGCCUCCAUCGAUGAUGAUGAGCUGGAAAGAGAAUUGGCCGACUUAUUGGAGGAACCAGAAGGACCUGGACCUUCAGAUGGAGGAAUGCCUGACUUUGAUAUUAACAAGCUUCCCAAUGUGCCAUCCUCGCCAGUUGGUGUUAAGACGCUAGAAACGCAAUACUCGCAGAUUUGAGGAGCUGCAAGUGGGCUUACAUCAAAAGUUAUUGACUGAAUAUGUUGCAAAUUUCAACUUGCUCCAGAUACUUGAAUACCUUGAAUAUAAAUACAUUCUCUCAAUAAAAA